This is a messenger RNA of Mizuhopecten yessoensis (Yesso scallop), 4783 nucleotides long. Its product is annotated as 52 kDa repressor of the inhibitor of the protein kinase-like. Gene Ontology annotation, molecular function: protein dimerization activity. The transcript is spliced from 2 exons. The record is from RefSeq and is a predicted model, not a curated record. NCBI's taxonomy places the organism in Eukaryota, Metazoa, Mollusca, Bivalvia, Pectinida, Pectinidae. Bases 2295 to 4430 code for a protein of 711 amino acids.
UUUAAAAGCGACUUUGUUUCGUUUUCCUUAAAAAAGAAAAUCAAUUGAAAAUCGCUCUAAAGACCUAUUUCACAUAGUUGAAAAGAGCUAUUAUAGGUCUUUACAGCUAUAACGCUCAAUCGGCAGAGUGUACUGGACCUGUGGUAAGUCAUUGUAGAUAUCAUUACUCAUAUUUCACAAUGUCUAUUUCAUAUCUAUUCCACUUCUCAUUUAUACAUUGUAUGCAAGUACCUGCAAUGCGUUAUUCGUUUUGCAGGCUCUCGUCUAUGGAAUAAACAUAUUAAUGAAAGAAAACCUUCGACUUAUAACUCAUUUGUGGUUGAGAAAGGGGUACAAAUGGCGCCCAACGUGGGGCGCCAUGUGUACCCCAAGAAGACAGUCGUCUGCAAAUAACCUCACGGUGGAUUUCACUGCUAGUGGAAGGUCAUUGAUGAUGCAGAGGAAGAAGAGUGAGUGGUCCGAGUAUUGUCCGUCCCCGACCCGUAUGAAAAACGUGCGUAAAACUGGCGUUUUCUUGCGGCGUUUUUCAUCCGUAAGGGUAAACACCGGUUUUACAUACGUACGUAUUUUCGCCUGUAAAACAUGCGGGGUCCUCAACAUGCGUUUUUUCCCUGUGUAACCCUUUGGGUCGAUAUGGUUGUCCUCUUCUUCUUCUUCUUCCAUUUAAAGCGGCAGAUCUCUGGGCUGGGCUAUAUCUACAGGCAGAGAAUUCCAUGUACUGAUAGUUCUGGGAAAAAAGAAUUUCGAUAUUUGUCCGAAUUAGUAGAAAUUUGUUGCGAGUUUGUGGGCUAGUUCGGCCGUCUGGCACUUUAACAUGAUCAUUAGGGGAGAUGGCUACUUUGUCAUUUAGAUUUUGUACAUCAUUGUAACCCUUACUUUUGCUCGUCAGGCGCAUAGCUGCCUAUACGCGAGUACGCAGCUGAAUCCACAUUAUUUUGACAACAAAAAUUUUUUUUAGUAAAAAAAAUGUGGUUUGAAAUUCAGCCGCGUUCGCCAGAUCUGAUAAUUACCACACUGAAUACUUUAUAAAUCAUAUAGCCUAAAUCGUACACCAUACCGUAGUAUUUUUUUGAAAAGUUGUCGGCCUUUGCAGCUCUUCAAAGUCGGAAGUUUGCACGCGCCGUAUUUUCGAAAUGUAAACAAAUGUUUACAUCGAGUUCUUAAAAAAGUCAUCAGCAGAAUCAGCGAUAGAAAAGAGGUAAUUAUAACUAAAAUGUUACUAUGUAUGCCUAGUGUUUAUUUGUUUCGGUCUGUUUGUUGAGUAAUGACAUGUUUGACCAUGUCUGUGAACCGAUUCUAGCGAGACUGACAACAUUUUGAACUAACCAACCUUAAUCAGUGAAUUCAUGAUGCAAAUGUGAAAAAUUCUGGUGCAUUUGUCGUAUUAGUUACUCUGCAUUUUUGAAAUAGUUCCUUCUUGGUAGAUUAGUUAUAUUGAUACAUGGAAUUUUUAUGAAAAAAACAUUUCUGGUAAACACAACGCUCGUCAUUUUUUUCAUCUACGGAAGCGCAUAAAGGUCAAAAGUAUUCCGAUUUCAUACAUGUACGGAGCCACAAUUUAUUCUUCCAGGUUCUAAUUACGCAAGAAAUAUGGCACAGAAGAGAAUUGACAGCUUCUUCAGCGUAGGUCCAAAAACUGGGCUGUCUGAAAAAGGCACCGAUGCAACCGAGCCUAGUACAUCGCCCGGUACGUCUGGUGUGAAGGAGGGUCCUGAACCUAUGACUUUAGAUAAAGAUGAGCUCGUGGGGAUUGCGUACAGUCCCGAUGACUUGUAUCCUGAUCCAGCAAGGUUAACAAAGGCUUCAGAUGACUCGAUAAAAGUGAAAGUGCUGCAAAACAACAAAGAAUGGGCCAAAACUUUUAAGUUUCCGUCAAGGUAAACUGAUUCUGAUUCAUUUGAUUUAAAGAUGUGAAGUUAUAACGGUUGCAGAUCAAUAGAAAAUUGUAGUUUAGUCAACCAGUAUUGUAUAGAAAAAUACCGUUAAAAUCUCUAAACACAGUCCCGAGGUCUCAAAAUCGAUGGUUUAUGUUGAGGUCUUUUUGUGAGUGGUACAUGUGGGAAAAUAGACGCAAGCCCGUCUCUUACCACUCGAUUGUAAACCCAUAUUAAUAUACUGCUUCUUCCACUUGUUCGAUGUUUGGUUCCAUUAUAAUUAUAUUAGCGCGCUAAUGACAUGUUUACUAUAUAAUUAAGACGAAUAAAGUAUAGUGAAUAUACUCAUAUAUCUGAUAACGUUAUUGAAGUACCAGUAUCAUAAGUAUACUAGUAAGAUACUAGAUAUAUACUAUUAAAAUGGAAUCAUUUGCUUCCCUGCUUUCCGGAUUUCUACGUAUUUGGUUGCAAAAUUGUUCCAUUUCAAGUUCGUACACUAUUUCUUUAUUUUAUUAUUUCAGUAUUGAGUAUGGAACGAAGCGUCAGUUCUCGGUAGAUUGGCUAGAGAAGUAUGACUGGCUUCGAUAUUCAGUUUCCGAGAAUUCAGUGUAUUGUGCUCCCUGUAUUUUGUUUGGUGCUUCAUCUCCAAAGGAGAAAACAUUCAUCAAUACCCCAGUAUCAAAAUGGUCUAACCUUGGAAAGUACAUCAAGAGACAUACCGAGCCUGGUUCGAGUCAUCAUAGCUGCUGCGCUAGUGCUAGUAGUUUUAUGAAAAUCAUCGAAGGGAAACAAGCAAGCAUUACAGCACAACUGUCGAGAAACAAAGUCGAAACUGUUGCUAAAAAUAGACAGGUGCUUAGAUCUGUUAUAGAGGUCAUCAUUCUGUGCGGUCGACAAAAUAUUCCACUUAGAGGUCAUGAUGACAACAAUAGUAACUUUACUGUCCUGUUGAAAGACAAGGCCAACAGGGAUGAAAUCCUGAAAACACACCUGUCCUCUAAAUCUAAGGUUACUUACACUUCGCCUAUGAUCCAAAAUGAAUUAAUCACUUUGUUGGGAAAUAACAUAAAAGGCAAGAUAGUUCAGCAGUGCAACGAUGCUAUUUGUUAUUCAUUUCUUGCAGAUGAAGCUACUGACGCGAGCACUAUGGAACAAAUUGCUAUGUGUGUAAGAUAUUAUUCUGAAACUGAACAGGACGUGCGUGAAGACUUUGUGGGAUUUGUGCAAGCAGAAUCUACAACAGGAGAGGCUCUUUUUAACAAGUUUAUUGAGGGGCAGCGGGACGCAGGAUUAGACAUCUCCAAGAUGAGGGGACAAGGGUAUGAUGGGGCCAGUAAUAUGUCUGGUUGUCAUCGAGGUGUGCAAGCUCGGGUCCAGCAAGUAGUUCCCCAAGCAAUGUAUGUGCACUGCAAAGCCCAUAGCCUUAAUUUGUCAAUUGUGCAUGCCUGUAAAGAGGCACUCGUCAGAAACUUGUUGGACACAGUACAACAAAUCGGAUUUGCUUUCAAGUACUCUGCCAAACGUCUUUUAGCUUUCAAAGAGGAGCUUGGCAACGAUCCCGUGGCACAGGAAGAGAUGCAGAAGAGAACACGUCUUCAAAGUCUGUGUGAGACGCGAUGGGCUAGUCGGGCUGACGCACUUUACACUUUCAAAGCUGCAUACACAUCAAUUGUAAGUGCACUGGAGGUGCUAGAACGAGAGGGAGACUCAAAAGCACGGAGCUACAGAUGCAGUAUCCUUGGGUUCGACUUCAUCAUCUCUCUAGUUGUGGUUGAAUUCGUCCUCCAGGGUGUUAUGCCUCUAAACAAGCUGCUACAGAAGCAGAAUAUCGACUUGAUCGAAGCAGCCAAGGAGAGUCGAGUUCUUAUAGCCACAUUUCGUGCAGAGAGAGCCGAUGAUGCUGUGUGGGAUGGGCUUUACGACAAAGCAGUUGCCAUGGCAGAAGACCAAGGAGUCGAGCCUUCAAAGCCUAGAACAGCUCGACGCCAACAGCACCGUGGCAACGUGCCUGCCGACUCUGUUUCGGAAUACUGGAAAAGAGCAUUGUUCUAUCCAUUUCUUGAUCAUCUAGUUGUGGAACUAGAAGACCGUCUUGUAUCCAGCAAUGAGAGGUUUAAGGCUCAAUAUCUCAUCCCAAGCCUUCUUCCUGAGCUCAGCCGAGAUCACGAGGAUUCCAUCUUCCAGGAGUAUGAGAGUGACCUCAGUGGGGAUCGGGAAGCCUUCCGAAAUGAGGUUUCUCGAUGGAAAGUAAGAUGGGAGCUGGAGGGGACAAAACCCUCAAAUCUUACUGACACAUUGAAGGCUACGAACAAGACUCUGUAUCCAGACAUCUUCACCUGUCUAGUUGUACUAAUUACGAUGCCAGUGUCUACCGCUACCGCCGAGAGGCAGUUUAGUAUCAUGAGACGCCUGAAAAACUACAUGAGAUCAACGAUGCUCACAGAACGGAUGUCUGGACUAGCCCUGUUGCACGCCUACAGACACAUGGAAAUAGAUAUUGAUAUUAUCAUUAACGAGUUUGCGGCCAGCAAAGGCCGCAAGUUAGACUUGCUGUGAAAUGUAGACUAGUUGAAAUAAACGAAAGUAAAGCUAUUCAUCUCCAUUUUUAUGCUAAAAGAAAUCGAUUUUCGUUGGUCAAGAAAGCUCUCCGGAGGUCCCAAAACGCACCAAAUUGCACCAUUUAUUUCAAAAUUUUCAGGGGGGGCAUGAUUAUUUUGAAUCCACAUUCUUUAUAGGCUAGCUACGCGCCUGCUCGUCUCUGUGCAAGUGGUUCCCAGGUCAGUGAUUGUACCUGAUGACACUUCCAGGUUUACGGGUCCUGUAGUUGUUAUAGACAUAUCGAGCAGCCCUACGUUGGACGGAAACAACAGUACGAAGUUUUCUGUGGUGUAUGGGUCCCAACAUGUAGA